Messenger RNA from Aspergillus terreus NIH2624, 1527 nucleotides. RefSeq lists its product as uncharacterized. Gene Ontology annotation, molecular function: medium-chain fatty acid-CoA ligase activity. The coding region runs from base 1 to 1527 and encodes 508 amino acids. NCBI's taxonomy places the organism in Eukaryota, Fungi, Ascomycota, Eurotiomycetes, Eurotiales, Aspergillaceae. The record is from RefSeq and is a predicted model, not a curated record. The transcript is spliced from 5 exons. Gene Ontology annotation, biological process: fatty acid metabolic process.
AUGACGUGGGAAACGGAGAUCCCCGGUCUGCCUGACGAGUUCAUCUUCCAGAGCCUGGUGAAAGUCGCCAACGAGCAUCUUGAGAGCGACGCAGUCACUCUUUACGACCACCGGACUAAUUCGAACACUAAUUGCGCCGACCUCCUCGCUGAUAUCCUAGGCCUACAAAAAGCUGUAUUGGAUAUACUAACACCUGAAGCUCGUUCUGCUCUUCGCGCCGGUCAAGCUGAUGAUUUGCCUGGGCCUGAGAUCGCCCGCUUCAUCGAGGAUACCAAGGCCUCUGCCGUCCUCCUGGCAAGCCAUGCCCGGGUAACAAGACAGUCACUUUCUGAUCUCGCAACGUGUCCUGCUCUUAACAUUCAACAAUCUCUCCCCCCUCGGCCGCUCUCUCGAACCGAACAGUUCACAGUCAAUCCCGCUCAUCGGCCCGAUCCUAAAUCUAUCGGGACCGUCAUGUUCACAAGUGGCAGCACUUCCCGGCCCAAGGGGGUCCUCCACUCACGAGAAACAAACAAUAAGAGGGUGAGCGAUGUUUUGGACGCCAAACUCAUAGCCAACCUAGCUUCGUUGAUGACUUCUGCGCCUGGUUCGGGGGCGACAGGGAGUCUAUACUCGCUGGCUUAUAUUGUCUUGGGCGGUAUAGUCCAUUUCCCACCGGCCGUGUGGACGCCUCGGUGGGCAUGGGAGCUGAUCCGCACUGGAACCGUGUCGUCUCUGGUGGACUUUCCGAAUGUCUAUCAGGAGCUAAUCGAAUUCUACUGGGAGAACCUGGCGUUUCUUCCACCCGCAGAGAAAGAUGCCUAUCUUGGCGGACUGCGGAGCCUGGUCUAUGCCGGUGUCAUAGGGUCAACCGUCCCAGAGCCGAUGCGACAACGCUGGCUGGCUAUUCCUAACGCACCCAGGUUGAUCAACACCUAUGCUGCGACGGAAGUUGGGCAUAUCUGCCUGACUAUCCCCACUGAUGAAGACUUCUCCAACAACUGCGUGGGAUACUUGGAGACCGGGGUUGACGUAAAGCUUGGAGAAGGACCGCUGUCGGAGCUGUACCUCAACCGGCCAGAUCUCACCAAGCAAGCCUUUGAUGACGAAGGCUACUACCGCACGGGCGAUAUAGUCCGGCGCGAAGGUGGGAAAUACUACAUCAAAGGACGCCUUCGGGUCGAUGUGGUCCAGAUUGAUGAGCACCUAGUCUUCGUGGCGGACAUUGAGGCCGCCGUCAUGUCCUUGCCGUAUGUUCGACAGAUCCAUGUGGUGCCUCUCCCGACGGCCAGAUCACAACAGGCGGUGGCAGCCAUCCUUCGUCCUAGAGAGGGUACUAUUCCCCCUUCUGAGAUCACGAUCGACCGUCUUCGAGAGGACCUCCGGCGGACAGGGCUUGAAGAACAUCAACUGCCGACUGUUCUUCGGGUUACUGAUCCAUCCAUUCCACUACCCAUUGUCGGGGGAGGCAAACCGGGAAAAACCAAAACCCUCAAGCAGUACUUCCCUGAAGGCUAUAGAGUGGAAUACGAGUUGGAGAAAGCAUGA